Molecule: messenger RNA, 13728 nt
Organism: Biomphalaria glabrata
Lineage: Eukaryota; Metazoa; Mollusca; Gastropoda; Planorbidae
Product: fibrocystin-L-like
Exons: 83
Coding region: 33-13490 (4485 amino acids)
Source: RefSeq, a predicted model, not a curated record
GUAUAAAUCUGCAUGCAUUGUAUAAAGCAAUAAUGAAACCAAUCGGUAGAUGUGUGUCUAUAUUUGCACUGCAUCUAAUGGUAUCAAGCGUCCAGUCUUCGGUGACUAAAGUACUCAAUAUCUCACCUCAAAAGGGUAGCAGAAACGGAGGGACCAGGAUCACAGUGAAAGGCGUCAAUUUCUCCAAAAGCUAUUUUAGUUUUGGCCAAGGGAACGAGAAUCUCGGAAGUAAAGUUUGGCUGACGUCUCUGACAAGUUACCCGUGCGAUAUUCAUCCUGAUGGAUCUCACCAGUCGCAGAUCACAUGUUACACGGUUCCUAUGCCUGUAGGGAAGUACACCAUCAAAGUGUCUGUGGAUGGAGUGGAUGUCAUGGAGACUGACUACUGCCCUUUAACAACGGACUGUCAAUUCACAGUAACAGAUGCGAACACGCCAACAAUAGACAUGAUCAGGCCAGCAUCGGGAUUACCCGGGGCCUUCCUUGAGGUGAGUGGUACACUGGUCACUACAAGAUAUGCUGCUAAUGAGCCCAAUGAAACACAAACGUUAAUUCUCAGAGUAUACUUUGGAGGUCAGAAAUGUGAAUUAAGAGAUUUUGAGAAGGACUCAAUGUAUGGAAUCUCUGUGGACGUCCAUGGCAAAGGUUAUUUCAAGUGUAAAACUGAAGGAACAUACAUAGGUAAUCACAACAUCAGCUUCCUGAUUAACAAUAACUAUGGCAGAUCUUUGCCAUCUCCUGCCUUAAAGCAAGUUCAUCGUAAUGGUAUUGGAAUGUAUCAGACAUUCACAGAGAUCAAUGGCCUGUCAGUGUCUAAAGGCAGUCGAGCAGGAGGAACUCAGUUGAAAAUCACAGGCAAAUACUUUGACGAGACGGAUUCACCUGUAGAAGUUUACGUUGGAGACAAACCUUGCAAAGUUCUGAGUCCUAUUAACGACACUGAAAUCACUUGUGUUACACCAGAAGAAUCAAAUGUCCUUUCCCAUUUCUCAGGUAAUCGUGGAAUGUUUGUGUUUCUACAAAAGGGAAUAACUGAUCCAUUUCAUCUUGACAAGAACGAGGCUACAGUGGAGCACAUAGAUGAAAGUACCUGGUCAGCUACUGAUACUGGACCACACGCCAUACAGAUGGUGGGGUACUUUGUACCUGCUUACACUGGCCAUUACAGUUUUUGUCUAAAAGCUGCUGCAAGAGCUUAUCUGUAUUUGAGUCUGAGUUCAAACCCAAAUGACAAGACUGUAUUUUUUAAUGGAAGCGUCACAAUGUGUACUAUAGAAACCUCAAAUACCGUCAGGCUAGAAGCUGAUAGAAAGUAUUAUAUGGAAGUCUAUUAUGGGGCAUCCACAUUUGCAUCGUAUGUGACUGUAGCUACAAUUCUCUCGGAGUCUCCGUACUCGCAGGAAAUGACAGGUCUGGCGGAGCAUGAAAAACAAGAGAUCACAAUAACAUCGGCCACUUUACAGGAAGUUCAGGCAUUACAUAUCUCAAGUAGUGGAAAUCCUGGAACUAUUUCUCCAGACGUACAGAUGAUUACUAUAGAAGGAAGUACUUUGGAUUGCUCGUUUGUACUCGGUCUUAAUGGAGCUUACACGGUGCCAAUAAGAAUCAUCGGUAUGACGUCAUCGUCUGUUCAGAAGGAGAUCAAGACGCUACCAAGCGUAUCAUUUCCUGUCAGUGUGGCCGUCAACUUUGGCUCCAGCAGUGUUGUUCUGACCUUAACCUCGUCGUCUCCCGAAGGGGAUAUAAAUCUCUUUGAUGCUCUUGAGAUUGGAAAGGACAAACAUUUGAGUUUCAGCGUAAAAAAACUGAGCAGAGGAAGACCAACGCUGGGCUCGUAUACUUUAGAGUUGGCGGGCGUCAAAACAUCACCCAUAGAUGUUAAAGCUGAUAAACUUAAGCUCCAACAAUCACUACUGCAACUCUUUAGUGUUCGAUGUCACCCCAUAUUCUACGGUGGUUUGUUUGUGAUGAGCUUCGAAACCGUGGCAUCCUAUGCCGUGUCUGAUGUUGAACCUUUUUGUGGCCGUUAUUCAUCUAAAAAUUUCGCCAACGUUAUUAAAAGAACUUGGAUCAAUGGCAUACGCAUUUCAUUAAUUAACAGCAAAUAUAUGUGCUUCGCCUACAAAGGGUCAGGGAUGAUUGAGUUGGUCAAAGUACAGUAUGGCUUCAACGAUGUCAACUCUCAGAUCAAAACGAUUUUUGCAACUUUUCAUGUUUCGAAUGACACACCAGAUGAAUGGAGCUAUUGGUGUGAGGAUGUUGUUGGUUUGUUUAAAUCAGUUGUGGCUAAAGGAUUUGCUCCUAGGAUAUUAAAUGUCUGGAUAUCCACAAAGAAUGCUGCAGACCUGUACGUUGAUGAGGUGUUGUUUACCAAAAACUCGGUGCUGGAAACAAUUGCUGGUAACUUCAAAUUGUUGCGAAUGUCUCAGGCCCGGCUUAAUGGAACCUUCAUUGAUGCCGUCACUGUUCAAGGGAACUUCCCAUCAUUUAACAUUAUAUUAAAACCUCAUCACUGUGGCCAAAACAUUCCUCUCUUGGGGGUCGCAUAUGCCUCAUUCCAAGAUAAUGCGUAUGUCGUCACAAAUGAAGGCUCACUUACAAUCAAAAUUACGAGCUCAGUUAAAGCCUCUCCACCUAUUGAAGGAACCUUUAGUAUUCGUUUCAAGGGAGAAGAUUCAGGCCCUAUUGCAAUUGACUCAAGUGUACGACCUGACAAUCUAUACAGUGCACUUAGCUCUAUGUCUAUUGGUGUUAGCAAAGUUGAAGCAUUAGGUAUUUGUUCCUACAGAAAGUUUGUAGUGACUAUGAUAUCUUUACUUGGUAACCAACCAGUCAUGGAGAUAGAUAGUAGUCACCUGACAGGUCUAAAUGUGUUAUGUAAUGUAAAAACAAUCAAAGAUGGAGGUCUCAGGUUUGAACCAAUCACAGGAGAUUUUUUGCGUUCCUAUCAUACUACACCCCAAGUAUUUGCAUUGAUCAAUAAUGUGCCUACAAAAUGUGCAGCCACUAGUUCAUGCACAUUUGAAUGGGAGCCUGCUAGCACACCAAGCAUUACAGAAAUACAGCCAACUUCAGGUAGUCCGGGAACUUUCCUUGAAAUUAUAGGCACUGGUUUUGAUGUGAUAGCAAGCAAUAAUGAGGUGCAGGUUGGCAAUUCAACAUGUUCCAUGCAAACAUCAACUGAAUCUAAAAUAACCUGUGUUGUAGGGAGUGGUUCUGCUGGUAGUGUUCAAGUCAGUGUUUCAGUCAAAGGGAAAGGCCUUGCCAUUAGACCAGCUCUAUUCACAUACACAGAAACUAUCCUGUCCAUGUUACCCUUAUCUGGUAGUGCUGGAGGUGGUACAUUGUUAACAAUUACUGGCAAUGGCUUCAUUAACAGUGACGAAAUAAAAAUUGAUGGUAAUGAAUGUACGAUUCAAAGUCUGUCAGCAACACAAGUUACAUGUAGGACUCCCUCUCCCAAUUCUUUCCCUGAAACUUCUAAAUCAGUGAAUGUAGAAUUAGUGUCAGCCAGCAACACAAGAGUCAUUGGUAGUUUUACUUACAACCCAGAUGUUUCCUUUACUCCAACAGUUUCAUCCAUUUCCACAUUUGAAACAACUACCUGGGGUAAAAAACGUUUUACUAUCAGUGGUAAAGGUUUUGGAAAUAUUGAGAUGCCAGUCAUGAUUGGCAACAUCAGAUCAACUAUUUUAAGUUACUAUGACACUGCAAUUGUUGCUAUCUUACCAUCACUUCCAGAGAACACAUACAAACUUAUUAUUGAUGUUGCUGAAAAAGGCUAUGCUGAUCUACGAAAAUACAGCAUCCCUGACAUCAAGUACACUUUUAAUGUGUUGAGUCUGAGUCCAAACUUUGGUUCACUGUAUGGUGGCACAGAUCUUGUCAUUACUGGCAAUGGCUUUAGUUUAAAUAGCUCACAGAUGUCUGUUGCUGUUGGAACACAUCAGUGUAACAUCAUAGACCUGACAGACACAUCUAUCAAAUGUAGAAUUGAAGACACUGGAAAGUAUCAUACUGUCUCAGCUACUGGGAUACACAAACUUUUAGGUUAUGGGUACGCCUGGGAUAAAGAUCCUAUCACAAUCCAAGUAGGUGACUAUAUUACAUGGACCUGGCAGACACCUCAGUAUGUCUCUGAUAUAGCUUACAGUAUUCAGCAGACUGCCACUGCAUUUGAUGCAGAAUCUCUGCCAGAUGGAUUCUCUUCUGGAAACAAGUCUCGUAGAGGCACAUUCACCCAUCAAUUCACUGCAGCUGGAACUUAUUAUUACUGGACAGGCUACAUGGAUAAUAAUCAAACUAUUUACUUUAGAGGCAAAGUUACAGUUUCUGAACUUCAAUCUUAUUCUGCUGAGCUUUCUGUUCAAGUGUUAGGAGUUGAAGCCAAAUACACUAACAAUAAAGUUGAUCAAAGUGGAAGUGCUUCAGAACAAAAUGAAAACACAGUUUGUAAAGAUUCCACAUCCUUGACAGACUCCUGUCUUCAUGGCAUUACCUUAAUGCUCUCUCCAAAUAAGUUUUAUUUUCACUUUUUCAAAUGUUUUUCUCCUUUCUUUGUGUCCACUAGCAAUAAUAAUGGAUCAUUUUCAGAUGUUAUUGCAAUAACAGGAAGUGGCUUUGGAGAGAGUCUAUGCCAAAAUGAAGUGUUCUAUGCAUCUCAACCAUGUUCUAUACAGUCUGUUGAUUCAACAAAAAUAGAGUUUACUAUUAGUUCAUCCAGCAGUCCACCAAUUGGAAUGAGCCAUCCUUUUCAAGUGAGAAUUAAAAACUAUGGGUAUGCACUAUUUACUCAUUCCCUUCCAAGGAAGAAUAGGUUUGUUUUAUGGCCUAAAGUAAGCCAUAUUUCACCAACAGAAGGCUCCAAAGUAGGCGGAACAAUAAUUACUGUUGUAGGUGCAGGCUUCGUUGGCAAUCCUCAAUUAAUUUCUGUGCAGUUUGAUAGCUUAUCCUGUGUUGUUAAAUCGGUCAAUUAUAACAAAAUUAUUUGUGAGACACGUUGUGGAUUGAGCUGUAAUGCUGGUGUUCAGAAAAUCCAAGUCUAUAUACCAGGGCAUGAUGGGAUGAUUACAGCUGAAUGUACAGGCAUACAGUGUUCUUUGUUUACCACAGAGUCAUUUACAGCACUGGUGACCAGUGUUGUACCAGAAAUUGUUGAUUCAGAUUCAACUACAUUGAAAGUGUCUGGCAACCACUUUUUAUCAUCAUCCACAAGUUUGGCUGUCUACAUAGGUGAACAGCACUGCUCAGUUAUUGGAGAAAUAACAAACACAGACUUUGCUUGUAUCAUUGGCAGACUUCCUGUAGGACCAAAUGAAAUCAAGGUGUAUGCUGGUACCUAUGGUCUAGCUUUUACCACAAAGAAAGUAACUAGUAAGGCAGUUGCUACUAUAACUAUCCCUGUCAGUGCUAGCAUAUAUGGUGGAGCAAUGAUGGUAAUUGAUGGCAAUGGUUUUACCCAGCAAACCUCAGUCAAAGUGGACUCUACAGUUUGUAGUAUAGUCAAAACUUCAUUGUCUCAGGUGAAAUGUAUACUGCCAGCUCAUGCUGAAGGUUCUAUACCAGUAUCUAUAAUCUCUAAUAAUGUCCAAUAUAGUCCAUUGAGUUUAAGUUACAGCCAGACAUCUACACCAAAAGUAACUAGCAUAAGUCCAGACAGUGGACAGAGUAACACAGAGAUCACAAUAACAGGAACUGGAUUUGACUCGCCAGCUGUUGGAGCAACUCCAGAAGUGAAGAUUGGUGGUGUUGCUUGUACCAAUCUCAGAGACACAAGUGCUACAUCCAUCACUUGUACCACUGGACCACAUAAUACUGGAGUCUUUGUUGUACAAGUAUUUGUGGAACAGAAAGGAUUCUCCAAUAUGGAUCAAACAUUUACUUAUCAGCUUGCCUCUUUUACUUUAACUCCUCUUAAAGGGUCCACCAAUGGAGGUCAGUUGGUGACUUUAACUGGCUCAGGUUUCCUUCAAGGAAAGACUUCAGUGACUAUUUGUGGAUCACCGUGUCAAGAAGUCAGUCUUACAACCUUACAGUAUAUCUGUAAGACAGCAGCUGUAAAUGAUACGCCCAGUUGGUGUGAUGUUGUGGCUGCUGUGGAUAAAGUUUCUCAAACACUUGCCUCUGUGUAUGCCUAUGAUAGUAGCCUGGCCUCCAGUGUUACUUUAGUCAGUCCUUCCAGGGGUGGCACUGCAGGUGGAACUUUAGUGACCAUAACUGGAUCAGGUUUUGGCACAUCAAACGAAAGUUUAUCUGUCAAGAUUGCCGGUGUGAUUUGUGAUGUUCAAUCAGUCAUUAAUUCAGAGAUUAAAUGUAUCACUGGUCCCUCAGCAUCAAUAGUCUCAGAGGUGGAAGUCAAUGUUAACAAUCAAGGCAUCGCUAAACAGGUCAAUGCUCAGUUUGAAUACAUUGAUGUUUGGUCUAAUCCAUUCACUUGGGGAGGACAGCCACAGCCUGAAGAUGGAGAUUUUAUUGUUAUUCCAGCUAAUCAGACCAUUUUACUAGAUACAGAUACAGCUGUUCUUAAGAUGUUACUUAUACAAGGUGGACAACUCAUCUUUGAUGAAGAAAAUAUCGAAUUAAAAGCUGAGAAUAUUCUUAUUACAGAUGGGGGCAUUUUACAAAUUGGUAGUCCAAAUAAACCUUUUCCUGCUAAAUACAAAGCUAUUAUCACAUUGUAUGGACAUUUAAGGUCUAAAGAAAUUCCCAUUUAUGGAGCUAAAACACUUGCAGUUAGAAAUGGAACAUUGAAACUCUAUGGAAGCCCAGUAGAAGUAGUAUGGACAAAAUUAUCCAAAACUGCCACUGCUGGAACCAAGACAAUAGAAUUAGAGCAUUCUGUGGAUUGGAAGGCAGGAGAUCAAAUAGUGAUAGCAACUACUGGAGAGAGACACAGUCAAGGCGAGACGGAAGUUGGAAUCAUUCAGUCUGUUGAAGGGAAUAAAGUUACCCUAGAGAAUGAGCUCAAAUAUGAACACCUAGGAACUGUUGGUCAGUUUGGUAGCCAGACUGUAGAUUUCAAAGGUGAAGUUGGGUUGUUGACCAGGAACAUUUUAAUUCGUGGCAACAGAGAUGUUAGCUUAGACUCCACUAUUCCAGCUUGUCCAGCAGGAUUUAACACAGGAGAGUUUGCUAUCCAAACAUGUUUCCAAGGACGAUUUGGUGAGGAAAUUGGUUCAUCUCAAUUUGGCUCACAAAUCAUGGUUCACCAGCUUGGGAAAGAUCAUCAGGCAGCUCAGGCCCAUAUUCAGUAUGUUGAAAUAACAUUUGCUGGGCAAGCCUUUAGACUUGGGCGCUAUCCUGUACACUUUCAUCUAAAUGGUGACAUGAGCAAGUCAUUUGUCAGAGGCUGUGCUAUUCACACAAGUUUUAACAGAGCUGUCAAUGUACAUGGCUCUCACAAUGCUUUGAUUGAAUAUAAUAUUUUAUACAAUGUCAUGGGUGGUGCUUUCUUUCUGGAAGAUGGAAAUGAAGUGGGCAACAUAUUUCAGUAUAAUAUGGCAAUAUUUGUUAAAUCAUCAACAUCUCUAAGAAAUGAUGACAUCACUCCUGCUGCAUUCUGGGCCACAAAUCCAAAUAAUACAAUAAGACACAAUGCUGUUGCUGGUUCCACACACUUUGGCUAUUGGUAUAGGAUGCACCUCCAUCCAGAUGGCCCAGGGUUUGAUGUCAAUAUAUGCCCACAAGCAGCUCCACUGUUAGAAUUCCGUAACAAUUCAGCACAUUCACUAGGCUGGUUUGGACUCUGGAUUUUUGAAACCUUUGUUCCAAGAAAAGAUGGCAGUUGUUUUUCAAAUUCACCUCAUCAGGUUGCUAUAUUUUAUUCCCUAACUGCUUGGAACUGCCAAAAAGGAGCUGAAGCUGUUAACUUUGGUGCCCUCCAGUUCCACCAGUUUAUUUUGGUGAGCAAUGAGUUAGGUGGCUUUGAAGGAAAGGUCAUUCGUCAGUCUCCUCCACAGUAUGAUAAGGAGGCUGGACCAGGACUCUUUGAUUCUGUUAUUGUGGAUCAUUACAAUAACUUGUUGGCUGUAGGUAGUGGAGCUGGUGUGACACUUCCUCAUCAGACAGGUUUCCUUGUUGAAGGUGUCAAAUUUAUCAACUUCGAUAAGCCAAACAGAGCUGCCUUUAGGUGGGCAGUAAUGGUGGGUGUAUGUCUGUCACAAUGUGUUGGCCCUGCUGUGAGGACAAGAGGUCUGGAAUUUACUGAUUCUCCCAAUAAGGUAUAUUUUGAUUGGGAAUCACAAGGCAUUUUGGUUGAUGAAGAUGGCAGUCUAACAGGAGGAUUAAAUAAUAGUGUUGUUGCCUGUUCACCAUCUUAUGAUUCCAACAAGUGCCAAGAAAAUCUUUCCUUUUCAGGGGGCAACAAUGCUGGAUGCAUUUGUAAUGAGGUCAAAUUCUUUCGGUUUGGUUUCAACAACAUAAACCCUGAAAUUCUGCAGGGAGCAAAUGCUUUGUUCUCAUCCAGCUUUGGAGUAACAUCAUCUCCUUACUUGUUGAAGAGAAUGACCCAUAAAAAUGGAUGGUCAGUCCUAUUAAUGGCCAAUACUUUCUAUAACUUUACAAUUGAGAGAGCUCCGGCUCUUGUAAAUCUCAGUUAUGACAGCACUUUCUACAAUCUGGAUUCAGGUGACUAUGUUGUGUUCAGUCAUAUGAUAGAGCAGCAGCCUGACAGAUUUCACAUUGAUGGUUACACCCAGAUCCCAAUGUCUUCAGAGAUGCUGACAGACAAUAAUUUAAAAUCAGGGCAGUGGUUUUUUAAGGAGACUUCCAAAAUCCUUUAUUAUGCAGUGAAAAGUACAGUGAACUCAGUGAAUUUUCCUGUCAAAUUGCGUAUAAUUCGCUGCUUCUUUCCUGAUUGCAAGAUGCCAGCUAUUACAAAUAUAUUGAGCAUCAGUGAGGAGCGUAGUCUAUGGUCACAUAAAGAAACUUGGCAAAAUAUAACAGUUGAUGGAUUAGAACCUCAAUACUUGAGUGAUUUGACUAUACCAGAAGGUAAAAGGAUUGUAGUGGAUAAGCCAAUCCCCAGGUUAGGACAGCUUAUAAUUAUUGGUGUGCUUGAGUUUUUGGAAAAUGAGAUGAUGAAUGUAGAACUGGAGGCUGAGUGUAUCUAUGUCCUAGGACGUCUUGUGGCUGGAUGGAACAAGACAUCUCCGUUCGAAGGGAAGCUUGUUUUAAGAAUGAGAUCUGGCAAGAUUAUAUGUUCUCAUCCAGUAGAUGGUGGACCCUUUUUAGGUUCAAAGUUUAUAGCCGUCUUUGGAGGUCUUCAGUUACAUGGUAAAGACAGAGGUAUCAUUAAAACUCAUCUUGCCUCAACUGUUGACUCUGGGAAUACAAUAACCAUAACUGAUGCUGUAUCAUGGACUUCUGGUGAUAUCAUUCUGAUCACAACUACAGACUACAAUCCAUGGCACACAGAAACAUUCACUAUUGAUUCUAUAUCAGGAACAAUAAUCACCCUUAAUGAUACUAUCAAAUACAGACACAUUGCUCACAAAGAAACAGUCCAGAGCAAUGUCAUAGAUUUACACAGCAUUGUUGCUUUAUUGAGUAGAAACAUCAAAGUAGAAUCUGAAGAGAAAGACAAUCUGUUUAAUGACUCACUGGGUACAUAUAUUAUAGUUGGUCAGUCAACCUAUAAGGAUCAACAGCUAACUGGUUUUGCUCAAAUCUCUAAUGUUGAAUUUUAUCAUACUGGGCAAGAUGGUUUCAAAGACAAUACUGAUCCACGUUUUUCUAUUGCAUUUGUUGAUGUCAUUAGUUCUGAAGAAAGUCUUAGAUAUUCCUAUGUGAAGACAAGCUCCUUUUACUGUGGCUUUAAUACUGCAAUUGGUGUGUUUGCUGUGAAUGAUCUAGAAAUAGAUAGUAAUAUUGUCUACCACACAGUUGGAGCUGGAAUUCGUACAGAAUCUAUAAUGACUAGAAUUAGUAACAAUUUAAUUACAUUGACUGUCUGGCCUGGAACAUAUAAAGGUUAUGUGCAAGAGACUAUUCCCUUUUUUGAGGGUUCCAUUGAAGCAAUACUAGCUGAAGAUCUUGUCCUUGUCGACAAUUUUGUUGCUGGCUCAGAAAGAAUUGGCUAUCAUUUGAGAGGACAGAGCUGCAAUACAAACAUGUCAUGGGAGAGAAAUGUUGCUAUAGGAACUCUUUUAGGUGUUGCAUCUGUACCCAGUGAUAAUGUUGCUGAUUCAGAAUGUGUUAUGUUCAGUGGAUUCUUACUUUGGAAAAAUUUUGAUUUUGGAAUCUACUACAAUAAUGUCCCUAAUGUAGUUUUAAGAAACAAUGUAUUGGUAGAAAAUGGUGUUAGCAUCCUCACCAUGGUUCUAGGGCCUGACUCACUGAAGCAUGAAUAUUCUAACAAGUUUGCAAACAUUGAUCGUAACAUUGUCAUUGGAAAAACAUCAACUUUUUCUGAACGUCUUGAUUUUCUCAAUGGUACACUAGUACAGGCAAGUGGUACCCUGCGAGGGCAUGGGAAAAGUGCAUGUGGUAAAAUUGGGCUGGAGAUAACCACCUUUUCCAAGUGCUCCAAUAGUGCCCCAUUGAAAGAGUUAGUUGACAGUAAAGACUAUCCAUCUAUUCGAGGAAUCCUAAACCUAUCAAAUAAUGUGUUCGUCAACUUUAAAUCUUGCUCUAGUGGACAGGACUAUAUCAUAGCAACCAAUCCAAAUGAUGAAGAUGCUUGUCACCCAGUGUUGAUUAGAAACUCAACGCUGGUCAAUGUGCAGCACACAUCCAAGAUAUUUCUUAACAAGCCAGACGUGAGUUUAGUCAACCCAUCUGACUGUGUGGACAUGGACUGUGAUGGGCCAAAGAAAUGUUUAAUUCAAGAUCUGGAUGGAACUUUCCUUGGUCACCUUGGCACUGUCCUGCCUAAUUCAGCUUAUGAAUGGAAUGGAGACCCAAGACAUGGACUGGGAGAUUACAGGAUUCCUACAUUAUUGCUGACAAGAUCUGAUGGCAGCAAGAUAGAUGCUAAUACCUUAGCACCCAAGAAAGGUAUUUACAAAACUGAUCAAUGUACAUGGAAUGCUGAAUGGAAUGCCUUUGAAUGUGAUCUAAUAUUUAAAUGGCGUCAAUUAUCCAUUGAAAGUAUGGACGCUGAUACAGAAACCAGAAGACUUAGCCCAGUAGCAAUAUACAAUGAAGAAGGAUACAUAGAUCUUAUAAAUGGACCACAGAGUCAUGGCUGGUGUUCAGGAUACACAUGUACACAACGUUUAAGUUUAUUCCAAGCUAUAGUUUCUCUUGACAAAACAUUUUCUGUGUAUCUAAGUAGCGUGUUUCCCAAAAAGUUACGUUUCAUGCUGCAAGUAUCAGAAGUAAUGGACUGCACUGCCAUUGCCUUGCCAUAUAGUCAUCAAAAUAGAAUGGAGGUGAGAGUCAACAAUAAAUUUGUUAUGCCAACUAAUGGAUACAUAGAUUCAAAGGGCAAUUACAGAUUGCAUUUAGUAUGGGAUAAUCUCACAUUCAUCCCUGAUGUUCAAAAGAAAGUGAAUGGUGAAAGUUUUCUAAGUCAAGAAAAAAGCAUGUUUUACUUCAUUGUGUGUGGAGACUCAGAAAUAACUGUCACACAAGCUCCAGUCCUAGUUCUGAUUCUUACUCUAGCAGCUGUCUCAGAGGAAGAGUUUUUUAGUGAAAAAAUUGUGGAGAAUCUGGCAGCAUUUUUAAAUGUCAAUACUAGCAAGGUGAGAAUAGUUAACGUUGUGAGAAACAAGCCUGUGGUCAGAAGUAAACGAGACACCAGCAAUGUAUCCUAUGUUGUUGAGAUAGCAGACGCACCAAUAGAAGAACCAACUGUUGAUUAUGAUUAUCUAAGCAGCAGAAUUGCCAUUCAAGCACAGCUGGGUAAGUUGAAGGAUGAAUUAAGACUUCCUGUUUUAUCCACAUAUUUCAUUGCACCGGGGGAUAGCACUGGUAAAGUGGUUGAAAUGAAAGUCAUUAAAACAUUGGUUCUUGUAACACAACCAGUAGGUGAUGUAGUCCAAGGAGAAGAAUUCAAAGUCCAACCUCAGUUAAAUGUCCUUGACAUUAAUGGAAAUGCUGUGGACAAUUUGGGAUUUCUAUCAUUAAAAUGGGUUGUUGAGGCUUCUAUUGUAGGGAACGAAAAUGUAAAUGCUACUUUAGUCAACAAUUCAACUGUUUUUGAAGGACCAUGGGCUAACUUCUUUCAAAUGGCAAUUUUGACAAGUGGUGUUUAUACAUUACGAUUCCAAAUCAUAAAUCCACCAGAAGCAUCUCAAUUUUCUGUGCUUUCUAACCCAGUUACGAUCUAUGAGUUUGAAGCACCUUCUUUUGAAACGGUUCCUACUACUCAACCAGAUAUUCAAGUACAUUUAGUGACUACAAAACCUUUAACUAAUGAACCCAUCAUUAUUCAAGUUGUGCUCUUGGACACAUGGGAAAAUAGCAUUUCUUCCUGGAUGAUGAUGUCCUGGACAGUAGAGCUCAGAAUUGUGUCCACAUAUGUUUACAAUGGAUAUCUAGGUGGAUCAUUUAAAGCAUCUAUAGACAAUACCACAGGUCAAGCCACAUUAAAUAUCAUACUUGGAAAACCUGGCCGCUGCCCUCUAAUACUUAAUGUGAAGUCAGAAUCAUAUCUUAUACCAAAGUUAUUCUUUAUGGACAUAAUGACUCUUGAGCAAGCUAAUCUUGUCAUAGAAGAGACUCAUAGGAUUGAGCUCAUGUAUUCUCUGCAAUACAAAGCAGCCCGAGCCCCUUACUGGAGUGCAUAUGUCAGAAAUUACUACAGUCAUUUGUCCUACAUGCGCAUCAUUCAUGAUGAAUUCAAAGAAGGUAGUUUGAUUGUAAUCCUGACAGUAGAGACCAACAGUUCAAGUUUACUUUUGUUCAUGAACAUUCUCUGCAAAGAUUAUCGCAACAAAGUAGAUUUUAACUUCAUUGGCAUACUGGCUAAAAUGUCAGACAAGUUCAAAGUAAAUGGAUCAAUAUCCAAUCACUGUGAUCAGUUUGGGACCAGAAAACAACUUGGCAGGAGUUUUGUCCAUGGUCUCAGUCUUGUUGCUGUAACAGCUAUUGUAGUUGCUUGUGUAGUACUUCUUAUUUUUUUGCUUGCAUUGCCAAUACUGCACAUGAAGAACAUUCUUUUGCCGCAUUCAAGCAAUGAUGAGCAGGAACCUGCCACUGUAAAAAAGGAUGUGAUUGAGAAGCCAUUUCUUAUAUUUGAAGAGCCUGUUAAUGUUAAGCCAAUUAUAGGCAACGAUGAGCAGGAGCCUGCCAGUGUAAAAAAUGAUGUGAUUGAAAGAUCAUUUCUUACAUUUGAAGAGCCAGUUAAUGUAAUGCCAAUUAUAGGCAAUGAUGAGCAGAAACCUGCCACUGUAAAAAAUGAUGAGAUUGAAAGGUCAUUUCUUACAUUUGAAGAGCCAGUUAGUAAUAAGCGAAUGAUAGAUAAGGAGUCUGAAGACGUUUUUAGCAUGAAUGAAACAACCAGUGUAAAUGAAGUCAAAAGUCAAACAUCCACACUCAUUUUAUAAAGUUUAUAUGAAAUAUAAGGUGGUCUACAUUUCUGAAAGUUUACUAAAAGUUAAUUGUGUUGAAUUUCAAGUAUGACACAAAUGUACAGAUAACAUGUUACUUCUGAAUAUGAUUCAUAUCAAAUGUACAGAUAUGUUACUUCUGAAUAUUAUCCGAAUUAAAACUACAGAUAACAUGUUAUUUCUGAAUAUCAUUUUAAUAAAAUCUACAAAUAACAUGUAUUUCUAAAUAUCAUUU